This is a messenger RNA of Sphaeramia orbicularis (orbiculate cardinalfish), 3586 nucleotides long. It is a transcript of the gene neto2a, whose product is annotated as neuropilin (NRP) and tolloid (TLL)-like 2a. The transcript is spliced from 10 exons. Gene Ontology annotation, molecular function: ionotropic glutamate receptor binding. NCBI's taxonomy places the organism in Eukaryota, Metazoa, Chordata, Actinopteri, Kurtiformes, Apogonidae. Gene Ontology annotation, cellular component: postsynaptic density. The coding region runs from base 531 to 2414 and encodes 627 amino acids. The record is from RefSeq and is a predicted model, not a curated record.
GCCCACGGCUUAAAUGAUUCUGGUUCAGGAGCGUUUCUUAGUUCAGACGCGGACGGAGAGCAGACAGUCUGAGUCUCCUCCUCCUCAUCAUCCUCCUCUUCCUCCUCCUCCUUCUUUCUUCUUCCUCCAUCUCUCAGUGUCUCUCCUUUUACUCUCCAUCCAUCAUCCAUUCGCACGCGUCUUUUGGAUACCUACCUCUGCUCAGUGCGCGUCAGCCCUGCCUUGGAUCAGUCCAUCAUCCUCCACAUGUCAUCCCCACUGUAGUCCCACUGGAAGCUGUAUUUACAGUAAUGAUGCCUGGCUGAAACACUCGCAGUUGUUUCGUCUUGCAGCCAAACGAAGCGGGAAGCGCCGACAGAAGAGAAGAGCUUGGCUUUCUUUCCUCUUGGAGCUUGGCACUGCGUAAUGGAUUUACUGUUGUCGGACAAAAGUUGGAUUUCGUGAAGAACCCGCUGGAGCCCUAACAUGGACAGAAUAGGAAGGCGUUUUUAGAAAGGUGUAUCUAGGUUGGAAACGCACCGUGAGAGGAAAUGCACAGAGCGUGGAUACUCUUCUUUCUCAUAGAAGAGGGUUUUGCUCUGGCACAGAGAACUAAAGACUCCCCGACUGAACAUGGCGGCCAGACCCCUAACCAGAACGAAUGUGGAACGUGGGUCCGCAACAUCAAUGGCGGGGUGUUCACAUCCCCCAAUUACCCUAACACAUACCCGCCCAACAAGGAGUGUGUUUACAUCCUGGAAGCUCUCCCUAGGCAAAGGAUUCAACUGGCUUUUGAUAAGAAUUACUACAUUGAGCCAUCGUUUGAGUGCCGCUUCGAUCACAUCGAAAUUCGUGAUGGCCCAUUUGGGUUCUCUCCACUUAUUGACCGCUUCUGUGGAGGCAAGAACCCAGGGUUGGUUACUUCAACCGGACGGUUCAUGUGGAUCAAGUUCACCAGUGAUGAAGAGCUUGAGGGCCUUGGCUUCCGCAUCAAGUACACCUUCAUUGCAGACCCUGAUUUCCAUCUGCACGUGGGCGGACUGCUAAACCCCAUCCCAGACUGUCAGUUUGAAAUUGGAGGAUGGGAUGGGAUUAUACGCUCCAGUCAGGUGGAUGAGGAAGAGCGAGUGAAGCCUGGAGAUGCUCUGGACUGUAUCUGGACAAUCAGAGCUCCUCCACAGUCUAAGAUCUACCUUCGCUUCAUGGAGUACCAGAUGGAACAUUCCAACGAGUGCAAGAAGAACUUUGUGGCUGUGUACGACGGCAGCAGCGCCAUCGAGAACCUCAAGGCCAAGUUCUGUAGCACUGUGGCCAAUGAUGUGAUGCUGGACAACGGUGUGGGGGUCGUGCGAAUGUGGGCCGAUGAGAAGAGCCGCCUCAGCCGCUUCCGCAUGCUCUUCACCUCGUUUGUUGAUCCCCCCUGUUCAGCCAAUACAUUCUUCUGCCACAGCAACAUGUGUAUUAACAACUCUCUGGUGUGCAACGGAGUUCAGAACUGUGUUUAUCCGUGGGAUGAAAAUCACUGCAAAGAAAAGCGAUCUAAGGGCCUCUUUCACCAGAUCACUAAGACCCACGGCACAGUCAUCGGUGUCUCAUCAGGCAUAGUCCUAGUUUUGCUGAUCAUCUCCAUCCUUGUCCAGAUGAAACAACCAAGAAAGAAGGUCGUCGCUCGCCGACCCGGUGUUUUCAACAAGGCGGGCUUCCAGGAGGUCUUUGACCCACCUCACUAUGAGCUGUUCUCCCUCCGUGACAAGGAGAUUUCUUCAGACCUAGCUGAUCUCUCUGAGGAUCUGGACAGCUUCCACAAACUGCGGCGGUCCUCCACUAUGUCCCGCUGUGUCCACGAGCACCACUGUGGCUCUCAAGCCUCGGUGACGACCGGGGGUGGCAGUAUGAAGCACAGCCGUACCACCCUGAGCUCCAUGGAGCUUUCCUACCACAACGACUUCUCCAAGCCACCGCCUAUGAAGACAUUCAACUCUACAUCCAGCUACAAGAAGAGCUGCUAUGGCUACAAGCAGCACUCACAAACUCACGACUGUGACCAGCAAGUCAUCGAGGACCGCGUCACAGAGGAGAUUCCUUGUGAGAUCUAUGGGCGUGGUGGAGGAGGAGUGGGAGGAGCUACAGGUGGAGCCACAAUGGGGGGAGCAUCAGGGAUUGCAGGAGGAGGGAUCGGAGGAGCAGUGGGGAUAACAGGAGGAGUGUCUAUGGGUGGGGGGAUGGGGAUAGCUGGAGGAGUUACCAUGGCAGGGCCGAGUGGCAUCGCUGGAGGCAUCGGUGGAGGGAUGCCGGGAAUGGCGGGAAUGGCAGGAAUGGCAGGAAUGGCUGGAAUGGCGGGAGCCUGUGGGACCCUCAGCGUCCGUGGCAACAGCGCUCGCAACAGUACCACCAUAGUUGACCCACAACAGCGCUCCAUGUCCAUGGACUUUUAGAGCAGCUAAAAAGGUAGAAGAAAAGAAAUGCAGUCAGAGGUUGCAUUUCAUUCAUCACAGGAAAAGAAGGAAGAAGAGUCAAUAAAGUCCAAAACUGAUUACUUCUGUUCCCUGGUCUACCUUUGCUCUACACUUGAGGGAAACACUAAAGGAACUUCUCCAGAUAGAAUCAGAUCUGGAGGUCAGAGAAAAAUAAGGAAAAAGACUUUUGGAACUAAAAGGAACUAAAAGAAGAGAAAAAGACGCCCACUAUUAAAGAUACUGAGGAUGUACAAAGGGAAAAGGGUGGACACAUUUCAACUCUCCUCCAGUCUCAUAUUCACUAAAUCUCUCCUUUCACUAUAAACCUACAAUAUAAGGAGAGUCACAUCUAGAACUAAACUUUUCUGAACAAGCAACCACACCGAUGCAUAGAGAGAGAGACUUCAUAGACUGAAUUUUUACAUUUAUUCACUUGCCAUGCACAGAUAUAUGAUAUAUAGUGCGUCUUCUAAUAAUUUAUUUGAGUCUUUAUUUUUUUCAGUGUACUGUACUGUUAAAACCAGUAUAUAUCCAGCCUCAUGAUGAUGCUCGGCUUUUAACUCUUUAAUCUUUUUCAGAUGUUGCUGCGAUGAUUUUAUGAAGAUGGUUUAUCAAUGACAUGUGGUGUAGAUGAUGAUGAGGUUAAAGAAGCUGCUGGUGUUGGUUACGAUCAUAACAAUAAUAAUGAUGAUGACAAUGAUAACGAUGUGAUAUUACUAUAAUAAUUAUGUAGUUUAUGGUUACCUCACACACACAAGGAAGGUACGCUCGGUUCAGUCUCUCCUCAGGAAGAGCACAUGAAGAGACUGUCUUAUUUUGGUAAGAAAAUGAGAAAAAAAAAGACUAUUUUUGCUCUGUGAGCUUAAUUGCAUAUGGGCAUUCAGGCAGUGAGUGAUCAUUUACGGAAUAUGAAAUGUUUGGUUGUGAGAUGUGGACUCAAUCAAAAUAAAAACCAUCCCACUCCCAAAACUUAACCCUUAUCAAGAGAAAUAUAUAACUUCUCAAUUUCCCCCAUGAACUGAGUGUGUAAAACAAGCACAACCUGUUUCCCUAAAGAGACAGACAUGUAGCCUAUAUGGAAUUCAUUUAUGAUUUUAACCACUGGUUGUAUAAUUUCAUUAUGUUGAAUUAAACGAGAGCGUACUCACCUC